AAGAUCAAUCUAUCCUAUAUUUACAGUCAUUUAAAUCUCUCCAUCCAGACAAUGAAGAUAUAUAUACUUCUCUUCUGUAUUCAGCUUUCCAGAUCUUUAAACUUUGUGUCUGAUGAUUGUAAGAAACAAGGCGAGGCUUGUUCUUCUCCAACUGCAAGAACACGAAUGAGUGAUGAAUGCUGCCAGCACCUGAACCUGGUCUGUCUCGAGGUGGACCCGGAUCUCCCCGACCUUGAUACAGAAGAUCGUGAAGCACAAACAUUUCUCUCCUCAGCAGCACGUGAUCUUGCUCUGAACGGUAUUCCAAAUAAAAUAGAAGUAUUCCUGGAUAAUCAGGAACGAAUAUUUCAGUUAGGAUAUCAGAGGAAGAAGGACCUAAAUAGAGAGUGCGCAGUCGCAAAUUAAGUGCAUUUAUUGUAAUCUUUUUUAAAGAAUAUAGUAUAAAAGUAUUUAUAAUAAAGUUGUAAAUAAUCUUGUU
Molecule: messenger RNA, 478 nt
Organism: Eurytemora carolleeae
Lineage: Eukaryota; Metazoa; Arthropoda; Copepoda; Calanoida; Temoridae
Exons: 3
Coding region: 52-405 (117 amino acids)
Source: RefSeq, a predicted model, not a curated record